AUGUCACAGGACUCACAAGGCCAGAAGCCGAAAUGGGCCAUGGGCAAUUUCUUCCAACAGGCUGUGGCAGGUGUUGAAUCGCGAUUGGACAAUAUCCUGAUGGAUGAGGAGGAGAGAGCAAAGAAUGGACUACCAAAGCCUAAAGAGGGCGAAACUGUCGCACCACAACCGCCAAUCUCACGAUCUCCUGCUGGCUCAAUCUCGCGCAGCUCUUCCAAUGCACGCAGAAAUGACCGACUCCAGGAGCGCCUGGCACGAGCUGUGUGGGUUGUCAUCGCCGAAUGCAAGCCCUCGCCGAGCACCGAUGGACGUCCAAGCUUGGAGAUCGACGCAAACAUUGCAUCUUCCGCCGAAGUCGCCGAGGGGCUCAAAAGCUCCUCAAUUGUAGAAGAGGCUGUCGAAGAAGGAGAAUCAGCGCUGAAUGUUAGCUCCGAAGUAGAGCCGUCUACACGCGAGUCCAUAGAUGGCGGUGCUGCGGAGACUCUGCCGCGACCUUCUGGCGAUACCGGGGGGCGCCCCUCGAUUUCAGACAUCGCCGAUGAACGAACCGCGAUUACGGAAGAGGCUGAGGCUCCAAACAACCGUGCAUCCGUGGAAAGUCCACGCCCCAGUAUAGAUGCCCUGUCAGAAAUACGCACCGGCGACGGUACACCUGAGUCCCAGCGGCAAGAAGAAAUUCAUGGAUAUAUUGAACGCAUCGAUGCAUUGCAGUCAAAGCUCAAAUACUUGGCCAAAGAAGCUGCCGAAUCUGCUAAGAGUGCAGCUGCGUCUGCUUCUCCUGGCAGUGUCGAAAAGCAACUUCUGGAAAAGGAUGAGAAAAUUGCCUUACUUCUGGAAGAGGGCCAAAAGCUUUCCAAGUCCGAAAUGGACCACCGAACUGUUGUCAGGAAGUUGCGUCAGCAGCUGACCGAUAAUACUAAAGCUCAGACAGAAACCAAGAAAAAAUCCGAGAAGAUGGAAAGGGACCUGGCUAGUUCAGAAGCGAAGGCGAAACGAGCCGAGGCCGCCGAGAAGAGAGCUAAUGACUCGCUGUCUUCGCAAACCAAAGUGGCCAAGGACCUUGAAGCUGUUACGAACGAACGCAAUGCACUCAGUCAAACUGUGCAAGAAAUGAAGGCACAGCUGAGCCGUGCUGUCUCACGCGCGGAAACGGCCGAGUCUAAGGCCCAGUCAGAUGCGUUGGAGCAAGAAAGACGUCGAGCCGACGACCUCGAGGAGGAACUUUCAACUAUCAAAAUUGAGCGGGACAUCAGCGAAGAAAAGACGAAGAAGGAGAUUGGCAGCUUGAAAGCAGAGGCAGAACAGGAGAAGGAGCGUGCGCGUAUGCUGGAGGCCGAGCUGAAGGGCGAACAAUCUGUUUUGGAGAGCAAGAUGGAGAGUCUCCGCUCACGCGCAGAAGAGGCCUCAUCCGGUGCAACUGGAGAGACCCAAGCCAAGCUCCUACGGCAAAUCGAGACGCUCCAGACCCAAUAUUCUGUCGCUAGUGAAAACUGGCACACCCUUGAGGGAUCCCUGCUCGCCCGACUGGCCAGUGUAGAGAAAGAACGCGACGAUGUGUCACGGAGAGAAGCUGACCUGCGAAAGAAGAUUCGGGACCUAAACUUAAAGACCAAGAAACUGGAGGAAGAUAUGGAAACAGCCAAAGAGAACGAACAAGAUCUCGAGAGCAAACUAGACGAGCGCAUGGAAGAGUUGCAGAAACUGCAACAGAAGCUGGAGAAAACAGCCGAUGAUCUUUCGUCUAGUCAGAAAGAUCUCUCCGAGCAAAAGAAGAUUUCAGAUGCGACAUGGGCACAAAAGCUCGAGGAAGAACGUGCCAGAUGGCGAGAACAGGUCAACAGUUUGCAACAGCCUCGAGGCAUCUCACCCGUUCCAUCUACACGGCGCUCGAGCAAUCUUGAUGCAGUGCCAUCUGGUCUGUUAGACUACCGCCCAACUAGCCGCCGCUCUUCAACAAUCCCAUCCGCAGCCUCUCCAGAUAUCGGCACACCCCCGCGCCAAAACUCCUACCCAGCCUCAAUCAACCAGGGUGUACUUUCCCCUCCUCUAAUCAACACCUCGCUGAACACACCAUCCAUGAUCAUGGAAACACCCUCAAUUCAAUUCGAGCCCGAUGAGUACUUUACCGGAGAACCUGCUACUCCCUCCGCAUACGGCGGCACGCAAGCCGCCGCAUCGCGCGGUAUCAACGACAUCAUAUCUGAGUCCACCGUGGGUGCCGGCCCAUCUGUCCAAUUGGUAGAGCGCAUGAGCGCAACAGUCCGCCGGCUGGAAAGUGAGCGCGCCGGGUCCAAGGACGAGCUUCUACGUGUCACCACUCAACGCGAUGAAGCUCGGCAGCAGGUCGUUGACCUUAUGCGCGAGCUUGAAGAAAAGCAAACUUCUGAUACUCGGGUCGAAGAACUUGAGGGCAAGCUUGCUGAAAUCGACCAGCGCUACCUGACCACUCUUGAGAUGCUCGGCGAGAAGAGCGAGCAGGUCGAGGAGCUUCAGGCCGAUAUUUCUGAUCUGAAGAAGAUUUAUCGCGAGCUGGUUGAUAGUACUAUGAAAUAG
This is a messenger RNA of Penicillium waksmanii, 2553 nucleotides long. Its product is annotated as M protein repeat protein. Gene Ontology annotation, cellular component: endoplasmic reticulum; Golgi apparatus. The record is from RefSeq and is a predicted model, not a curated record. Bases 1 to 2553 code for a protein of 850 amino acids. Lineage: Eukaryota; Fungi; Ascomycota; Eurotiomycetes; Eurotiales; Aspergillaceae. The transcript is spliced from 4 exons.